This is a messenger RNA of Entrophospora sp. SA101, 270 nucleotides long. The record is from the annotation of a GenBank genome assembly. Lineage: Eukaryota; Fungi; Glomeromycota; Glomeromycetes; Entrophosporales; Entrophosporaceae.
GUAAAAAUAAGUAAUAUAUUGAUUAUAUUGAUUAAUUUUCCUCUCGAAAUCAUGUCAACAAAUUCACUUGAUUUGGAAAUGAUAGAAAAUGAUUCAAAUCGUGCACAAGUUGUGGCCACAGCUGUACGAGAAGCGUGCAACAUCGCUGCCGCCAGCCAAAAUCAGCAACAAGAUUGGGAAGCUGCUUGUCAAAGGAUUAUGAAUAACAAACUACUCACCGAUUCCGAAAAAACUGCAAUACUUGCCUUAUUUCAACCUUCUAAAGCUUGA